AUGUUCCGACCACCACACGCCAUCCUCACACUCCUGCUGUGCCUCAUCCCAAGCUCCUUAGCCAAUAGCAUGGCCACCACCACAACCAACCCAUACGCCACCCACACCCUCCUCAAACGGCAAAGCUCCCUCUUCUACGUCUCCAGCUCGUCCACCCCGACCGCCAACGACAGUGCCCCUGGCGGCUCCUCCAACAACACCAACACCGACAACUCCGGCGGCCUUGUGAACUACUAUUUCGGCUUUCUUGCCCUCAUACUCUGCGCAGUCGGUCUGUGCAUCUUCCUCAUACUCCGGAGACGGUACAGAAUGAGAGCGCUGUAUCUGGGCAGGCAGCAAGCAGGGCCACAGGGGAAUUUUGGUGGGGAAAGGCCGGAUGGCGGGUGGACGAACUGGAAUCCAGAGCGAAGACAUGAGUGGGGUGGGAGAUGGGGACAUGCGGAUGCGAGUAGGGAGGAAGGGUUGAAUGAAUAUGGAGAGGCACCGCCGGCUUAUGUGCCGAAGACGAGCCUGGAGGAGAGGGAAGACUAUUCUGCGACGCAGACGGAAGGCUCGGCGGGCCAGGGGCAGAGUGCAGCGGCUGGUGGAAGCUCUCCACAUCCACCAGAGCGCGCGGCAGGCUCUUAA
Messenger RNA from Saxophila tyrrhenica, 627 nucleotides. RefSeq lists its product as uncharacterized. The record is from RefSeq and is a predicted model, not a curated record. Bases 1 to 627 code for a protein of 208 amino acids. The transcript is spliced from 2 exons. Lineage: Eukaryota; Fungi; Ascomycota; Dothideomycetes; Mycosphaerellales; Extremaceae.